AUGAUGCAGAUCUGCGACACCUACAACCAGAAGCACUCCCUCUUCAACGCCAUGAACCGCUUCAUCGGGGCGGUGAAUAACAUGGACCAGACCGUGAUGGUGCCCAGCCUCCUGCGGGAUGUGCCCUUGCUGGAGCAGGAGCUGGACGCAGGGGUCGAAGUGGUGGUCGGAGGCAGCGGCGGCUGCCUGGAGAGAGAUCCGCAGCUGGGAGGAGGUCCCCCCAGCCCCGGCAGUGCCUCCGGAAGCUUCUUCUCGCCCAGCCGGGAUAUGUACAGCCACUACAUGCUGCUCAAGUCCAUCCGGAACGACAUCGAGUGGGGCGUCCUGCACCAGACUCCCCAGCAGGGCGACGAGACCCCCACCGGCACCUGGAAGCCCAAGGACAUUCUUAUGGACUUGAGCCUACUGGAGAAUGGAGAAGGUGGGGAGGAGGACCUGGAGAAGCAGUUUCACUAUCACCUCCGGGGACUGCACAUGGUGCUUUCCAAACUCACCCGGAAAGCCAAUAUCCUCACUAACAGAUACAAGCAGGAGAUCGGCUUCGGCAACUGGGGCCACUGAGGCAGAGGAAGCGGCGGGUGGGGGCUGGCGGCUCUCUAACGCGCGCUUCUCUUACCUCUCCUCCCCCUCCUCUCCUCUUUUUCCUCUUUUCUCUCCUAAAUAUGAUUUCUUCCUGCGCGGUGGGGCGUGUAUAAAUGAAGGGGAAGGCUGCAAGGGAAGGGGGGGAACGAGCAAGUGACUUGGGGUGGGAAGGAUGGGCGGGAGACGCAGUGUUCUGUGGUUCGCAGGUGGCGAUGGAGGACUGGGGUGUGCAGGGGAAGUUUGGUGGUUUUUUGGUGCGGGGGCAAUUGCUUGAUAGGCCGACGAGAACGUGACGGCGGCAGAAGGCAAUAAUACUUCGGGGAAGCGAUUACUGGGAAUGUCAUUUGGCUAGAGCGGUGCUAGAACUGAAUUCGGCCGCCUUCCUCCUGUUCCCAGUCAUUUACUCCACCCCCUUUCCCCCUUUGGGGAGCCGAAGGGCUGUCCGGUGGAAGCUAGGGGACCGGCCUGCAGCGGACUUAUCUUAUCCGGCUGCUCAACGAAGCUCAAGCACUCCAAGGCGUGGCGGCGCUGGCCGCCGUUGCUGGUUGUGGCGGCAGCUGGGCUGCUGGAAGAUUGCAUCAGUUUUUCCUGUUUUGCACUACUUUUUUUUUCUCUCCUUUUUUUUUUUUUGUAACAAUAGCCUGUCUUUUAAGUGUUCCGAUUCUCGUUUUCUGGUGCUCUAACUGCAGCUAAUUCUCUUGUGACAAAACGCACAAAACAGAGCACAGUCUAUCAUUAACCGGUACUACUUUUUAAUUAAUUUUCUUUCGUUGGGGUGUGCAGUUGCUCCUCCGUCCCCUUUCCACUUUUGUCUCCUGCGCCCUCACUUAAGGACUGUUGUCCGUUUCUAAAGCUGGUAACUUUGCUAGCUUGUAAGAGGCGAGGCUGCAACUAAGCCAAUGAAAAUAAUAAAAGUUGUUGUGAUAAAAUGGACCUGUUUUCCAAAAUGGAACCAACUGACAAUUCUAUAACUUAAGUAGAAAGAUGAAGGGUUCCAGUAUUGUAUAUGUAAAUGUUUAUUUAAAAGCUUUUUUAUCCAGAUGUAGAAUAUAUUCUAAGAAAAAAAAGCAAAUGUAUUAAUCUUGACAAAACUUUUUGUUGACAAAACCCUUGAAUCCCACGAAUUACUAGUUUUCAAUAAUAAUAAUUUUAAUUGAUAUUUUUAAAGCAACAAUAAAUUUUAUUUUUUCUCUGGUAUCAAAA
This is a messenger RNA of Antechinus flavipes (yellow-footed antechinus), 1785 nucleotides long. It is a transcript of the gene MID1IP1, whose product is annotated as MID1 interacting protein 1. Gene Ontology annotation, biological process: regulation of lipid biosynthetic process. Gene Ontology annotation, cellular component: cytosol. NCBI's taxonomy places the organism in Eukaryota, Metazoa, Chordata, Mammalia, Dasyuromorphia, Dasyuridae. Bases 1 to 561 code for a protein of 186 amino acids. The transcript has a single exon. The record is from RefSeq and is a predicted model, not a curated record.